Messenger RNA from Colletotrichum godetiae, 1383 nucleotides. RefSeq names its product major facilitator superfamily domain-containing protein. Gene Ontology annotation, biological process: transmembrane transport. Gene Ontology annotation, molecular function: transmembrane transporter activity. Bases 1 to 1383 code for a protein of 460 amino acids. Gene Ontology annotation, cellular component: plasma membrane. NCBI's taxonomy places the organism in Eukaryota, Fungi, Ascomycota, Sordariomycetes, Glomerellales, Glomerellaceae. The transcript has 5 exons. The record is from RefSeq and is a predicted model, not a curated record.
AUGCUUGAUGACCCCGAAAACAUGCUGAGUUGCGGGCUUGACGAGCACAAUGCCGUGACCCCACGCACCAAUGCCAAUUUUCAUCCACGUGACUGGCCAAAUUGGAGGAAGAUACUUGUCAUCAUUACUGGCUUGCUCAUGGUCAUGCACAGCACCAUCAGCUCCUCGUUACCCGGCAAUGCAGGCAACUCGAUAAGAUUGGCUUUCCCGGAGACAACAGACCUCCGGUUGGUUCUUCCGGUAUCCAUUUACCUCGUUGGAUUCGUACUAGGGCCAGCUUUUCUUGGGCCAAUGAGUGAGGUCAAAGGUCGCAGGCCUGUAUUACUCGCUACCUUUGUCCUCUACAUUAUCUUCACACUUGCGUGUGCUCUUGCACCUUCCUUUCCGGCGCUGCUGGUGUUCCGGCUGCUCUAUGGGACGAAUGCUGCUGCCCCUGUCGCCAUCGUUGGAGGUGUCUACGCAGACAUGUACUCAACCCCACGUGAGCGUGGCUGGUGCAUUGCAUUGCUGAUGGCCGUCACCAAUCUCGGACCAUGUCUGGGGCCUAUCAUCACAGGUUGUGUCUCUCCCAUUUCAUGGCGUUGGUCGUACUGGGUUAGUCUGAUCCUGGCCGGAUCAACACUCCCUCUCGUUCUUUGGCUACCGGAGACUUCUGUUCCGGUCCUCCAAGAAAAGGGGAUUUUAGACGCUAACCACGGCUGUCCGGAAACUGAUCUGGGUUCCUCUGGAUCAGAAAUCAAGAAGGGGACUGGGCGCCACCUCUCUCUGGCUACAUUCACGAAAUCAUUUCCAAUGUUGUUCUCAGAGAGCAUCUUGAUCAUCUUCUACCUGUAUCUUCAGGCAUACCCGGUCAUAUUCCAAGGCUCGGAUAGUAUCUACAAGCUCAGCACUCGGACCACUGGCCUGGCAUUCUUGCCAAUUGGGGUCGGGGCUCUUCUGUCUGGCGUUUUUUAUGUGCUCUGGGAUAUAUACCUUGAAAGAAGUCUCAAAUUUGGAAAGCCAUGGACAAAGAAGGAGGAAAUGCGGCGUUUGCCACUUGCUUGCGCUGGUGGACCCAUCUUCGUGGUUGCCAGCAUUCUCUUUGGCAUAGGAUUUGUGAGGAUCUUCAUUGCCAUGUUGAAUUAUAUCACGGACGCCUAUGCGAUUUAUGCGGCCUCUGCGCAUGGCGUGGCUUCGACGUGUCGAAGCAUCUUUGGCGCUUUGCUGCCUCUUGCUGGCAGGAGAAUGUACAAGACGUUGGGUGUCGGAUGGGCGAGCACUCUUCUCGGUAUCUGUGGACUGUUUCUAGCGGCCGUACCAUUUGUGUUCAUCAAGUACGGCCCUAGUAUUCGUUCAAGAAGCAAGUUUGCUAGAGAAAUACAAGAGGCAAAACAUAGGGGCUAA